AUGUUUCGUCGUCGCUGGUCAGGCCUUCCGGCCGACCCCAUUUUCCAACCGAACUUUAAGGAACUGGGCUACUUCAUCAAUGAAAUUGACGAAAUCCGCCUGAUCGAAAACCCCGACUACUACUUCAAGUACUUCAUAAGCAAAAACGAGCGCUGGAAUGAGCGCCAGCGCUUUGCUUUCAACGGUGCUACCUCGAAAGAAAUCCACGCCCGCCUUGACGCCCUAGACUUCACUACUACCCGACUCCCUCUCAACACACCUCUCAGCGACCCACACGUCCCCAUCCGCACAUCUCCCAACCUAGCCACGGCCACCCGCGUUGUCCUCCUCUUCGGCGAGUCCUGCCAGCCUCUCGGCAUCCUAGCCCAGCGCGUGAUCGGCGGUAAAGGCGGCAUCGCACGUGGCUCCGUGCUGAACUUCAUCACCGCACUGCACGACCAGCAGCAGUGCUCUGCUACAGACCCCACACCCCCGGCCGUUGUGCUCACCAACACCGGCGAGCUGUGGUGGUGGCCGGAAGGCGGGCGUGGGCUGACACAUGUGGAGAGGCACUUCAUUCCGAUGUCGAGCGCUGUAUCGCUGGGCAGGUUCCAUGAUGCCGGGGCCAAUGAGAUUCCUGGUCACAGGUCGGUUGCGGAGCAUUUGCGGGCGGUGUUUGAUUUGGUUCUGGCGGGAGGGGCUGAAGGUCUUGGUGUGAAGAAGGAGGCAAAGCUGGACAUCAUUGCUCUGGGUGAUACCGCGGAUGAGGUGCAGACGUAUCUGGAUGAUGACGAGGUGUGGAAGAAGGUGGGCGGUAGACUGAGCAGCUUGUCGAUGCUGGGCAGUUUCUAUGACAGGGAGACCAGGUGUGGCGGGUUCAAGAAGUUCUUGGAAGAACGCGCCCGCGCAUACAUCAUCCACCACAUGCCCCUCGGCAUUCCCGUAGCCGGUCCCAACGGCAACCCCGGCACGACAGGCUUCACCAAGUACGGAUGCCCGGUCUUCAGCGCCGGCGCAGCCCAACACGUCGAGACGAUGCUCAUCGAGGCGCUGCCGUCUGUCCUCAAGUUCAUUCAGGAGGUGGCCAUGGCGGGCGAGUCGUUCAAGAACCCGGUGUUUGAGAUUUUUGGCGAUCAGAACGAUGCUGAGCCUCAAAGCUCGUGGUGGGGCACGUCGGAUGGGGAUGGUGGGGGGGAGGAUAAGGGUCCGAAGCCAGCGGCCGGGGCCGGGGAGAGCGAGAGUGGGGGUGACGGCAUCAAGGGUUCGACGGGCCGAGUUGACAGUACGGCCAACGAAAACAGUCCCGUCCCUGUCGAGAUACCCGUUGUUGAUGCCGACAAGAGCAGUGCCCAAACCAGCGGAGAAGCGUCCCAGCCCGGCGAACCUGACACCCACCUUGACACUGGCGCAAACCACUCCAAAGAGUGUUCCCAGGUUGGAGACGGUCCCAUCACAGCUGACGGUGGUUCCAACACCGAACACCACGACGGCAAGAUCGACGGUGUUCUCUCCGACACUGACCAGAAUGCCCAGGAAAUGAAGGAUCUGGUGGGGGAGAUCAAGGCUCUCAGGACUGACUAG
This is a messenger RNA of Dichotomopilus funicola, 1560 nucleotides long. Its product is annotated as Arb2 domain-containing protein. The transcript is spliced from 4 exons. The coding region runs from base 1 to 1560 and encodes 519 amino acids. Lineage: Eukaryota; Fungi; Ascomycota; Sordariomycetes; Sordariales; Chaetomiaceae. Gene Ontology annotation, molecular function: siRNA binding. Gene Ontology annotation, biological process: regulatory ncRNA-mediated heterochromatin formation. The record is from RefSeq and is a predicted model, not a curated record. Gene Ontology annotation, cellular component: nucleus.